Neohortaea acidophila is the source of this 1494-nucleotide messenger RNA. Its product is annotated as UEV domain-containing protein. Gene Ontology annotation, molecular function: ubiquitin binding. The transcript is spliced from 3 exons. Gene Ontology annotation, biological process: protein transport; endosome to lysosome transport; protein modification process. Gene Ontology annotation, cellular component: ESCRT I complex. NCBI's taxonomy places the organism in Eukaryota, Fungi, Ascomycota, Dothideomycetes, Mycosphaerellales, Teratosphaeriaceae. Bases 1 to 1494 code for a protein of 497 amino acids. The record is from RefSeq and is a predicted model, not a curated record.
AUGGCGCAAGUACCCGAGCAAGUGCUUGCGUGGCUGUACAAAGUAUUGCAUGAAUAUCAAGAUGUACAGCGCACCUACACCGAUACCGCUCGAACCCUCGCCGCAUAUCCCUCCCUCAGCCCGCGAACCGAAGUGUACACCUCCGAGACGGGCGCAUCUGCUCUCCUGCUCACUCUUUCCGGCACACUACCCGUCUCAUUUCGUGGCACCGUCUAUCGAUUCCCCGUGAAGCUAUGGAUCCCAAAGCUCUAUCCACAACAGCCGCCCACAGUGUACGUUACGCCGGGAACGGACAUGAUGAUCAGAGCGGGUCAACACGUCGGAGUAGACGGCAGAGUAUACCAUCCAUACUUAAGAGACUGGGCAAACAUGUGGGAUCGGGCGAGCGUGGCGGAGUUCCUCGAAUUCCUGCAACAAGUGUUCGCCAAGGAGCCGCCGGUCAUCAGCAAAGUCCAACAACAGCAGUAUCAGAGGACUAUAGGCCGCCCAUCUCCGCCGCCGCAGCCUGGUGCAUCUCAGGCACCACCUUCAUUACCGCCGAAGCAACGAAUCGGUAGUGUGGAAGUGCAGCCCACAGCCGGUGGAGAUGUGCCUCCGCCACGCCCUCCCAAGCCCGGAGGCCAGGAUGAGCAGCAAUGGCCGCAGCGCAGCUCAUCGAGAGACGUAGGACCGAAUGGGCCUCCUUUACCACCCCUACCGCAUGAACGAGACGCUCCACCGAGACAAGAGGGAUAUCGAGCUACUUUCCCACAGCAGCAGCCACCACCUCGAAUGCAGUACCACGCUCAGGCCCCCCCUCAGCAACCGUAUCAGCAAGCGCCACCUCAGCCCCAAUACGUGCCCCAGCAGACAUAUCCUCAAGGCCCGCAGCCUCAAGAACCACCUCCCCAGGCCAAAAAGCAACCACCGCCAGAUCUUCUCUCCGAUCCCUUCGACAUUGCACUAGCUAGGCCUCCUGAUGCAGGCCCAGCCGUGCCCGCCCCACCCAUUCCACCGAACCCGGAAAAAGAGCACCUUUUGCACGCGCUCUCCGAGACCCUCGUCCAACAGGCACAGCGAAAGGUGCACCAGAACCUCUCCGCCAUGGCGCCUCUGCAAGCCCAACAACACGCCCUCCGCGCAGCACAAGAGCGCCUCGAGGCGGAGAUCCGGCAAGUCGACCAGUUGGACAAAGUCCUCGCUUCCAACGAAGCCAUUCUCCGCCGAAGCAUUCAGGACUGCGAUCGCACGAUUAGCAAUGCGAAGUCGAAGCCGCCGCCGCCGAUUGACGAAGUGCUGAUCGCUCCGACCAUGGUGGCGAAUCAGCUUUGGACGCUGUGUGCCGAGGAGGCGGCGUGCAGGGAGGCAAUGUAUGUGCUGCAGAAGGCGGUGGAUCGGGGAAGGGUGGGUGGUAACGAUUUUGUGAGGCAGAUGAGGGCUUUGGGGAGGGAGUGCUUUUUGAAGAUGGUGUUGGCGAGAAAGUGCGCCAGAGGCUUGGGGUUGGAGACUAAUUAA